Messenger RNA from Hordeum vulgare subsp. vulgare (domesticated barley), 2197 nucleotides. RefSeq lists its product as uncharacterized. NCBI's taxonomy places the organism in Eukaryota, Viridiplantae, Streptophyta, Magnoliopsida, Poales, Poaceae. Gene Ontology annotation, molecular function: ubiquitin conjugating enzyme binding; cyclin binding; ubiquitin protein ligase activity. Gene Ontology annotation, cellular component: nucleus; cytosol; ubiquitin ligase complex. Gene Ontology annotation, biological process: protein polyubiquitination; protein monoubiquitination; protein autoubiquitination. The coding region runs from base 20 to 1744 and encodes 574 amino acids. The transcript is spliced from 5 exons. The record is from RefSeq and is a predicted model, not a curated record.
UCGCCGAGCACCACCCGCCAUGGCCGCCUCCUCCUCCCCCCUCGCCGCUGGCGACAGCGCGCACCGGCGGCAGUGGCGGUACACGUGGGAGACCCUGGCGCACCUACCCCUCCUGCGCCUCUACCUCUCCCACCCGGCCCUCUCCGCCGCGGCGCCCUCCGGCCUCCGAGCCGACCUCCGCCUCGACGCCGACCUCCUCCUCCUCUCCUUCUCCCUUGCGUCGGACCCCGUCUCGCUCAGGGUCCCCGUGCCGAGGGUGCUCGUGGACCCCUCCGCCCCGCCCGAGUGCCGCGCCGCGGGGGACCACCUCGAGGUCCGCCUCACCCUCGUCCUUCCCGUCGACCACCCCGUCGUCGCCGCCGCCUUCCCCGGCGCCGGCCCUCCCGCGCCCCUCUCCCUCCGCGAUGAUUUGAAGAGUCUUUCUUCUGGAGAUGUCCAUUUGUAUUGCAAAACGUGCUCAGCGAGAUUGACAAAACAGCCACUAAGGGACAUUGUGGAAAUGCCAUCUUUAAAUUGGGAGGAUGUGGCUGACAAUUGGUUUGGUGGAUGUUGCACAUCAUUCGGAGGGGCAAGUGAGAAGUUAAUAUCACACUAUAUCAAUGCAUAUGGUCGCCUGCAGAGAACAACUCUGCUAGAUGCUACCUCCAUUAUUAUAGAGAAGGAUUAUCUUGAGACUGAUAUAGUAUCCAGAGUAGAUAGUUCAGUGCCCAGUGUUGAUAUUGUUGCACUAGAAGAAGCUCUGUUUAAUGUUACUCUAGAAAGCGAUCCUACUGCCGAGAAGACAAAAUUGAAUAAUGCAGAAGAGGAGGCAUGCCAUGAAAAGAAAAUUGAUUCUAAUCACAUGCGACCUCCAGUUCUUUUGGAGGAGGGUCCUUGUAUUGAUAAUACUGAAAAAAAUGAAGUCACUCCUUGGACUGAUCAAUGUGGUACUAUCCAGCUGAAUAAUGGUGACGAUGUGAACUCUGAGAAGUCUACAAGUGACUGUUUUAUUGAAAACAUGGAGCAAACUUCUCAAGAGGCUGAUUUGAAUCAGGUUGAUCCAUGCAGUUGCUGCUGUGACAGUGGAGAUAGUGGAAAAGCUGGACUGGACAACCAAAGAGAUUACAAGUUAACAAAAAGUAUCUCUCUUGGAAGUAGCUUUAUUGUUAAAGAAUCAAACCUUGUGAAAGAUGUUAACUGGGUUGAACUUUUAUGUUCUCAUUGCUCGUCAUCUCUUGGGUCAUACCCAUCGCAAUAUUCAGAUGCUCCAUCGGAUGGACGGGUACGGCUGUUCAAGUGUUACACAUCCUCAGACAUUCCUGUUGGGGGUUCUCAUGAUGUGUUCAGGGGACACACAUUGGAAAAACUAUUUGUUAAUUUGUUGCUUGAAAUUGCUGAAGAUGAAAUAUCUUUUCGUACAGUAGUGAGAGAUUUGAAAACCAAAAGGCCCAUGCUGCAGAUAGUCCUCCUUAGUUCAAAAGCAUGGAUGUUUUCUGGUUACUGCUAUGAAAAUGAAAUUGAUGGUUCACAUGUGACAGCAAAUCUGCAGCCUACUGUUAAGCUCCUGUAUUCUAACUGCAGUAGUGCCUCAGAAACAGACUUAAGGACAGUAGAGGAGUGGUCAUCCAAAUAUCGGGCUGAACAGUUAUACAUGAUGGCGCGGCAGAUAAAUGAACUUACUGAAUGUCUUAGCUCAGCUAUGGAUGAGUUCCCUCUUUCUUGCUCGUCUCUUGAAGGAAUGUGUCUUUCGUCUCUGGAGCGUUGAUUCGAGCUUAUAAGAUAAUAGUACUUUAUUCAUGAUGCCCCAAGCCCCUGACUGAUCAUUGUAUCAUGCAUCUCUGGUGGAGAGCCUAAUCAUUUAUACCAAACACUGUUCCUGCCUAUCUCAGUUUAGCAGUCGUUCAGCGAGCUGGUUGUCUCAUCUAUACACUGCAAAAUUUCUGGAUUCCCCCUGCUGACACAAGGCUGAGUGACAGACAGGCUCUUAUUCAAUGCUUUUGGCGAUAGGGGAUUCAGUCAGCCAUCUCUUCAUCUACUCUAAGAAGUAUUUGGCACAUUGUUGUAGUUAUACAGCGUUAAUGCUCAACCCACUAACGUGCUUGUAUUCUGUAUUCUGGUAUGUUGCUAGAUUUUAGUCCUUGAAAUGCAUUUAUGGAGUGAUCUGUGAUGCAUUAUAUUUCUUGGACUCUUCUGGUGAAAGAUAGUUCUUCAACUCUUA